ACAUAGUUGUCGCCCUUACAUACUCGUUGAAUGGAAGCUGUCACGUUUUUUACUUUUAAUAAUAUUUUGGGUUAAUAAAAUGUCAUUAAAACGGAAAUCAAACACUGAGACUUUCAGUCAACUUACAGUUGAUAACGGGACUGAUUUGUUUGUGGAUGAACCUGCAGAUGAUAGUGAGUCUGAUCUAGACAAUGAUGACACAACAGACUCCAGUGAUUCAGACUCUAGCGUGUACUCUGGUCUCGGAGAGGACGAAGAAGAUUCUUCUGAUUCAGAUGAAGAAAUAGAUGAAGGCAGUGACCUUGAAGGCAGCAACCUUGAAAGCAGUGACCUUGAAGGCAGUGACCUUGAAAAUGAAUCUGAUGAAGAAGGUAGAAAGACAGGCAAAGAAAAAACACAUAAAGAUUUAUCUAAUGACUUAGUGAAUAAGAAAAAUAACACAAAGACAAAAAACAAAUCACAGAAAUUGCAAAAGCCUGUAAAAGAGACGAAAAUUGAGGUUGAUCAAGAAAUAAAGGUGAAAGAUAAAGAAGAGGAAGACAAUGUUAAAGAAACUGAUGAAUAUAAAGAAGAUUCAUCAGAUGAAGAGGAUAUACGUAACACUGUGGGUAAUAUACCAAUGGAAUGGUACAAGAAUUAUAAGCAUAUUGGCUAUGACGUAGAAGGUCGUAAACUUGUGAAGCCGCAGCAGGGUGACCAGCUGGACGAGUUCCUCGACAAAGCAGAUGACCCCAAUUACUGGCGUACUGUACAUAACAAGUUAACUGGACAGAAAAUAGUGCUGAGUAAGGAGGAUAUACAGUUGAUACAGAACAUACAGAAGAAACAACAUCCAACAGAAUCUACAGAUGAACAAUAUCAGGCCUGGGUUGACUGGUUUUCUAGCGAAGUGAUGAUUCAUCCAUUGUCUAACCAGCCAGAACAUAAGAGGAGUUUUAUACCUUCAAAAUGGGAGAGAUUGAAAGUAGGUCAGAUGGUUCAUGCAUUAAAGAUGGGUUGGAUGAAACCAUCAAAGACGGACGAGGAGAAAGACAAGGAGGAAGAAGAAGAAGAUGAACCCAACUUUUAUAUGAUCUGGAAAGAUGAAGAUGAGACAGAAAUAAGUAAGAGGUACAGGCAGCAUAUACCAGCACCGAAACUCUCGCUGCCUGGUCAUGCUGAGAGUUAUAAUCCUCCGCCAGAGUAUAUAUUUACAAAGGAAGAGGCAGAGAAGUGGAAAGAACAAGAGCCUGAAGAGAGGCGUAUUAAUUUUAUGCCUAAGAAGUUUUCUUCUUUACGAAGUGUCCCAUCUUAUAGAAGAUUCAUCAAUGAGAGGUUUGAAAGAUGCCUUGAUUUGUACCUGUGCCCCAGACAAAGGAAAGUACGAAUGAAUGUUGAUCCAGAGGAUCUGAUACCAAAAUUGCCCAAACCAAAAGACCUUCAGCCGUUCCCAACUACACAGUCCAUUAUUUACAAAGGUCAUACUGGUCUGGUACGGAGUAUAUCUGUGGACCCUAGUGGUCAGUGGUUGGUAUCAGGCUCUGAUGAUGGUACUAUCAAGAUUUGGGAGGUAGCGUCAGGUAGAUGUAUGAAAACGUUACAUGUUGAAGGCAGGAUAUCAUCACUCACAUGGAACCCUAAUCCAGCUGUUUGUCUUGUUGCUUGUGCAAUAGAUAAAACUGUGAUGAUAUUCAAUCCUGGAAUGGGAGACAAGUUACAACUAAGCAAUACAGAUAACAUGUUGAACUCUUAUAUAAAACAAGAGGAGACACAGGAUUCUAGGGUACCUGUUAGCUGGAGUGUUUAUGAAGGAAAGGAAUAUGAUGAUGGGUAUAGACUAAAACUUCCACAUGGUUUUGAAGUGUCACAGGUGACCUGGCAUGGAAAGGGAGAUUACUUCGCUACAGUGAUGCCUAAUGGACAGUCGAAGUCCGUGUUGAUACAUCAGUUGUCACGUCGACGCUCACAGAAUCCAUUCUCAAAGUCUAAAGGCAUAGUACAGUGUGUUAGAUUUCACCCAGUCAGACCAUUUCUCUUUGUUGCUACACAAAGAUAUAUUCGUGUAUAUAACUUAUUAAAACAAGAGAUGAGUAAGAAACUUGUGACAAAUUGUAAAUGGGUCUCCAGCAUGGCGGUGCAUCCAGAAGGAGACAAUGUGAUUAUAGGUGGUUACGACAGCCGGAUGAGUUGGUUUGACCUUGACCUCUCAACAAAACCUUAUCAAACUCUCAAACAUCACAAGAAAGCUAUAAGACAAGUUUGUUAUCAUAAAAGAUAUCCGUUGUUUGCCUCGGCAAGUGAUGAUUGCUCGGUUAUUGUCUGUCAUGGAAUGGUUUACAAUGACUUACUGCAGAAUCCUCUCAUAGUACCAGUUAAAGUAUUGAGAGGUCACACGUCGGAGAAAGAUGUGGGAAUAUUAGACUGCGUGUUCCAUCCUUUACAACCCUGGAUCUUCUCCGCAGGGGCCGAUGCCACUAUACGAUUAUAUACUUGAUAAAAUAUGACCGGGGCUAAAUAUCAUCCCGAAAUAUCAUAACAUGUUCAGAGAUACUGUGAAGACACCUCUAGAACUUGGUGAUCAGAAAUCAAUACAUCAUUUUGUACAUUAUAAUGUGAUGUGAAACUUGAAUUUUAAUUAAAGAAACAUAACAUGUGAUCAUCUCUGAAUUAUUCAGUAAAUUGUAAUUUGGGAGAGAAAUUAAUGACAUUAAGUGUCCUGAGACGGUGAAUAUAAAAAAGGUGAAAUAGAAAAAUGCCAUUCUUUAGGAUUACUUAAGAGAAAUAUCCGAGUUAUUUUUCUCAUCUCAAAUGUUGUUUUCACUACAUCAAAUGUUUUAUAAAAUUUAGUGACUCAAUUUAAUUUGUGAAGAAAUCUCUUUGUUUUUGAAUAAUGUCAAAAUAAACUGUUUGUAAGAAUCAGGACAAGUUGUUAGUAAAUUGAGGUGUAUACAUGUAUCCUGAUUACAUGUUUUUUU
Messenger RNA from Ruditapes philippinarum (Manila clam), 2954 nucleotides. RefSeq names its product ribosome biogenesis protein bop1-B-like. Bases 80 to 2473 code for a protein of 797 amino acids. Gene Ontology annotation, cellular component: preribosome, large subunit precursor; PeBoW complex. The transcript has 18 exons. Gene Ontology annotation, molecular function: protein binding; ribonucleoprotein complex binding. Lineage: Eukaryota; Metazoa; Mollusca; Bivalvia; Venerida; Veneridae. Gene Ontology annotation, biological process: maturation of LSU-rRNA from tricistronic rRNA transcript (SSU-rRNA, 5.8S rRNA, LSU-rRNA); ribosome biogenesis. The record is from RefSeq and is a predicted model, not a curated record.